This is a messenger RNA of Prorocentrum cordatum, 2043 nucleotides long. NCBI's taxonomy places the organism in Eukaryota, Dinophyceae, Prorocentrales, Prorocentraceae. The record is from the annotation of a GenBank genome assembly.
GUCGCACCGUCGUGCAGUAAGCCGCCCCGUCGUGACUCCAGAACAGAGCUUCCUCAAAGAAAGGUUGUUUGAAUGCCAACUGGUAAAGCAACGAGGCACACGAUAAUUUGCAACAUCAUGAGUAAGCAUGAUACGUCCGUCGGAACAUCGGUGGAUUAAUGCGCACCCACUCCCCCAUCCCCAACCCCUUCAUCGACUGCAAGCCAGCUUACCACGCCUGCUAUCCAGACAAUUACACGGAGAUGGCUCAUCCGAUUUCGCAGGGGAUCUCUCGCUUAUUCUGCCUUCGUUUCCACAGGCCUGCCGUGAUCGUUGACCGCUCUGCAGCGCUUUUCUGGCUCGGGCCACUUGCGCUCCUCUGCCACACAGCUUGGCAUGUCUGGGGGCCGGGCGCAGUAGGCCCACUUCGCUGUAAGGCGUCCACGAUGAACAGCGCAGGCGCCCAUGCCACCCCAGUGGUCUCGCGGCGGCUGCCGACCGUCGGCCCUGUCGGAGCCCGCGGCCAGCUGCAGGUGCCCGGGAAGGCCGCCCCUGGGCAGUUGGACCAUAAGAUGCCGACGAUCCAGAAGACAAUCGAGUCCAUGGUGAGCACCGGCAGCCAGGCACAGUAUUUCAAGCCCGAUCAGACCAUCAUCAUCUUCGAUUGGGACGACACGUUGUGUCCAUCCAGCUGGAUCCGCGCCAACAAGCACCACCUGAGCUUCUUCAAGCCCGCGCCGAAGACCGAGCACUUCCAGCGGCCUCUGCGUGAGCUUCAGCGGGAGUGCGAGGCACUUCUGACAAUGGCUAUCAAGUUGGGCAACGUUGUCAUCGUGACCAAUGCUGUUCACCCGUGGGUGGAGACAUCUUGCCGAAACUUUUUGCCAAGUCUUCUGCCUUUGGUCAGCUCGCUGCCUAUAAUCUACGCGCGUUCUGUCUAUGAGACAUACUGUUGCGAGCCUGCCACGCAGGUACCCCGUGGCUCCGCUGUGGAUGCAGUGCGGGCAGCCGGGCAGCGUGCCAUGCCCGGGAUGUACAACGCUUUCGGGCAGAACAGGUUGCACGGUCACAACUCACGUUUCACCCCGCGCCAGAUCGACAUGGACCCACAGCGCUGGAAGGAGGUCGCGUUCGAGCAGGAGAUAGCGGGCUUCUAUUCACGCUACCAGCACCAGAGUUGGAAGAACGUCGUCAGUAUUGGUGACUCCAUAUUCGAGCGCGACGCUGUGAAGCGGGUGGUGCCCAAUCGCACUUCCACAAAGAAGAGGUGCCGCACCAAGACGUUGAAGUUGUUUGACGACCCGAGGAUGGAGGAGCUGAUUGCACAAGUAAGGGUGGUCCGUGACGUUCUCUGCCCCAUGGUCCAGUACGAUGGUGAUUUGGACAUCGAGCUUGGCGAGGAUGACCUGAACAUUGAUUCGGCGCUCCUGCUUGAGAAGAUAUCGAACGCGUAGGCAGCGUCUGAAUCGAUUUCUCAUCAUACAUCUUCGAGUUUACUUGACCGGUUCACGUCUUUCAUCCUUUUAUCAGGCCACACCUUCGGAAGCGGCCCUCUCUGUGAGCUCCGUCCCACUACCCAGCUUGUGCUUCGGGCCAACCACUCAUUCAGGUGCUAACCUCGCAAGCAUCCAGUGGUUGUGGUCGAUCGGAGUGUGCGCCGAUUCCACUGAUUGCGUUUUCUUCACGCGUUUUUGAUUUGCCGGCGCCCAACUUCAAGUGGGUCCUCAGGCCUCGCGUGUUUGUGCGUUGAUUUUUUUGGACCAUGGAAUGAGCCUUCUCUCGUCUCAAUUGGUGUCAUUCCUGCGUCAUUGACGAUUUGAUUCGAUUUGUUUGACAUGCAAUUCAAAGCGUUCGCCUUGUGGCUCAGCUUCCCACUCCAGCCAUGUGGCAUACCGUCAUUGGGUAGUGCAUGCACGUGUCGGGUGCGAAUGCACGCUUGCCGGCACCGGUUCUCGCCCACUGCGGACCCCAUAUCCAAUAUUCACUGAGGCUCGGCUCUGCGCGGGCGCCAUCGCAGAAUGCGAACUCCAAGAGGCUCCUGCGGGCAGGCACACUGCGGGGGCA